Messenger RNA from Cooperia oncophora, 309 nucleotides. The record is from the annotation of a GenBank genome assembly. NCBI's taxonomy places the organism in Eukaryota, Metazoa, Nematoda, Chromadorea, Rhabditida, Trichostrongylidae.
AUGAUGCCCAUACUUGAAGAAGAAGAGACAAGAAAAGAAUUCGAUAUUCACGAAUAUGGCGAUCAUUUAUUAAGCAUGUUCAAGGAGGUUGGCGAGACGAAGACGCUAGACGAGCUGUUGGUCGGUCGGAAAAAAUACGAAGUUAGCCGAUAUUUUCUUGCCUGUCUUAUGAUGGCGAAUACGUACAAUGUCCGCGUCGAGUAUGAAAUGGGCAAGGACGAGAAUGGAGAGGAAAAAUCAAUAAUGAAAGUUACCUUGUUGAAGAAGGACAGGCAUCAUGAAGUUUUUGAUAGAGCAGGAGCGUUGUGA